This is a messenger RNA of Emiliania huxleyi CCMP1516, 258 nucleotides long. RefSeq lists its product as hypothetical. The annotation marks the transcript as partial. Gene Ontology annotation, molecular function: hydrolase activity. The transcript has a single exon. The record is from RefSeq and is a predicted model, not a curated record. NCBI's taxonomy places the organism in Eukaryota, Haptophyta, Isochrysidales, Noelaerhabdaceae.
CGGACCGUGGCCGUCGGAGAUCUCCACGGCGAUUGCGACGCCUUUGUCAACGUGCUCCGCACUGCUGGCUUGGUCGACGCGACGGCCAGAUGGACUGGAGGCGACGCCGUGCUCGUGCAGUGCGGCGACGUGCUAGACCGCGGCCCGCAAGAAGCAGAGUGCCUCGCGCUGCUGCGAAGCCUCAAGAUGCAGGCUGCUGCCGCCGGCGGUCGUGUCGUGACGCUCCUCGGCAACCACGAGGUGCUCAACGCGUGCGGA